AAUUUGUUUUUUCGCUGUCGCUUCGCUGGUGUUUGGGUGGGUGUGUUGGACGACUGGUGUUUGUUUUAAAAAAUGGAUAUAAGAAAGUUUUUCAAAGGGACUUUAAAAAGAAAAAAAGCAGAAACUAGUAGUGAAAGUAGUGAUGACGAGAAAAAGGAAGAAAGUUCGCUGGCGCUGGCUCAAGCUGGAUCUUUUAGAGUUCAAAAUACACCUGAAGUGGCUGCAGAUGAAUUCGUUUGUGAUAACGAUUUAGGCAAAUGGGUAGGGCGAACUUCUUUGAUGACCACAAGUCAAAAAUUGGAUAUGCUUAAACGUUGUUGGGUGCCCCCUGAAAAUUAUGACUUUUCUAAGGAUGCCAAAGCUGCUGAUCUGCAGCGAAAAUUCAAUCAUAGUUGGUUGCAAACUUAUUCGCCCUGGCUUGUUUAUUCGAAACAUCUUAAAGGUGCGCUGUGUUUAUAUUGCGUACUAUUCCCUCCAAAGACAGUUGUUGGAGUUUUGGGCUCAUUCGUAAUUCGACCUUUUUGCUGUUUCAAAUAUAUUCAUGAAUACUGCGUUAAGCAUGUCUCAUCACAAUAUCAUAAAUCAGCAGUUACCGAUGCAAAACAUUUGUCGGAGAAAAUGCCUGUGGAUAUAAUGAUGAAUACUGCUCACCAGAAAGAAAUUGAGACAAAUAAAAAGAUACUGGCAUCUAUAAUUUCUUCAGUAAUUUUUUGUGGCACUCGCGAUUUACCUUUGAGGGGUAAACAGAAUCAUGAAGGCAUUCUUGAAGACCUUCUAAAUCUAAAAAUUGAAUCUGGUGAUCAAGAUUUAAAGAAGCAUUUAGAACGUGGCAAAAAAAUGCUAUGUAUACUUCCCCACAGAUACAAAACGAAAUUAUUGAAUUGUGCGGUUUGGUCGUAGAAUGAAAUUAUACAGGAAGCAAAGAAAGCUUAUGCGUAUAGUGUCAUGGCAGAUGAGUUAUGUGAUAUAGCGGGUAAAGAACAACUAUCUAUCGGAAUCCGUUUUUUUGACGAAGAUCAAAAUAUAAUACGUGAAGAAUUUCUAGGAUUUGUAGAAUUAGAGGCCAUGGAUGCUAAUACAAUUGCGACAGAAAUUGAUAAAUGCUUAGAAAGCGCCGGACUAGAAUCCAAUAAGUGCGUAGGCCAAGGCUACGAUGGCUGUUCGACUAUGGCGGGGAGUAUUAGCGGCGUACAAAAAAAAAUAGAGAUAAAUAUAAAAAAGCCUUAUACUUUCAUUGCGCUAGCCAUAGCCUUAAUUUGGUAAUAAAUGACUUGAACCAAGUUCCAGAAAUUCGUA
Molecule: messenger RNA, 1296 nt
Organism: Colias croceus (clouded yellow)
Lineage: Eukaryota; Metazoa; Arthropoda; Insecta; Lepidoptera; Pieridae
Exons: 2
Coding region: 73-900 (275 amino acids)
Source: RefSeq, a predicted model, not a curated record